AUGGAGAACCGGAAUGGAGGAAUUGAUGUCCAAUUGUACAGUCGUUCGAUCCUCGGGCUUUCAUCUUGCGUGGACUUCCCGUUCUCGUUGGAUGCGGGAGUUGGCGACGAGCUUAGGACAUCGUGCGUUUUCUUGUCGAGAUCGGCUGGGAGCCCGGAAAUCGUGGCAUCCUUGAUCGGAACCUUGAACCACUUGGAGUCAGCGGUUGGCGGCGCAGCCGUCGUCACUGUGGAGGCAAUGUUCGACGAGGACGAGUGCAGAACCUGUCUUUGCAAAUUCGAGUUCCUGCAACUGUUCGGGGCUCAUAUGGCAGUAAUGGAUUUUGUCGUUGAGAACUGUCUUGAUCGGCAAGAUAUCUUCGCUGUCGAAUCCGGCCUCGAUUCGGCGCUCAAGCAGUUUGAUGAUGAAAAUACACCGGUCCCAUUCGGUUGGCACAAAGAAGUAGUUCUCGCCAACAACCUCGGCAAUAACAGACACCGGGAUCUCGUCCCAGGCCUCGACACCCACCUCCCAGCCGUCAAUGGACAGUAUUCCCUUACCGUUCUGGAUAAUUCGCUCACUGGCAGAACCGUAGUUGUUGGUGACUGCAAAUUUCAUGAUAUCGGAGAUGUUUGA
Molecule: messenger RNA, 615 nt
Organism: Ogataea philodendri
Lineage: Eukaryota; Fungi; Ascomycota; Pichiomycetes; Pichiales; Pichiaceae
Exons: 2
Coding region: 1-615 (204 amino acids)
Source: RefSeq, a predicted model, not a curated record